Nicotiana tabacum (common tobacco) is the source of this 744-nucleotide messenger RNA. RefSeq names its product AT-rich interactive domain-containing protein 2-like. The record is from RefSeq and is a predicted model, not a curated record. Lineage: Eukaryota; Viridiplantae; Streptophyta; Magnoliopsida; Solanales; Solanaceae.
AUGCAGAAUGCAAAAGAAGUACCGAAUCCAACAGGUGAAAAGAAAACAGAAUGGUUAGAUUACAUCUAUGAUGAUCGCAACAAAUUGGUAAUCCCAGUAGGACCCAGGUUUCAGGUUGAAAUUACAGAUUGGACUGACCCACAGAAGGAAGAUAAAGGCAAGCAUAAAGAGAAUGAAUCUGAUACUUCAAAAUGGUUGGGUACACUAGUAUGGCCAACAGAAAACAACCUAGGAAACAAGGAAGUUAACAACGAGUUGAUUGGGGAAGGGAGAAAUGAGUAUUGUCCUUGUGAGUCCCCUGAAUCUGCUGAAUGUGUUAAAAGUCAUGUUAAAGAAGAAAGGAUGAAGUUGAAGUCUGAAUUGGGGACAGCCUUUGAUAUCUGGAAAUUUGAUGAGAUGGGAGAAGAAAUUUCGAACUUAUGGAACCCUGAGGAACAAAAAACGUUCAGCUCCCUUGUUAAGACGAAUCGGAUGACUCAAGGUAAAAGCUUCUUGAAACCAGCAUUGGAAUCUCUUCCUUCCAAGACUAGGCAGAACAUUGUCAACUAUUAUUUCAAUGUUCACGUUCCUCAGCGGAUCAGCUCACAGACUAGGUCAGGUUGUAAAAUAAUUGACACCGAUGAUGAGGAGGGGGACGAUCAGGCCCCUACUCCCAAGGCUUCUCGGAAAAGGAAUCGAUCGAAAAAAGGUGCAUCCUCUAGUUCUAAACCUGCAAAGAGAAGUUACUUAACUGGUCGACGAUGA